UGCUUUGUAAUAUCAUUUCCCACGCCCCCUUCCACGUCGACUUGCACUCUCGCCAUAUUUUAAAUUGCAUCAGGGCAUCGUGAAGCCGGGGAAACAAUUACAUCGGAUUAAGUUGUUACAAUUGACUUUGUGUGCUUAAAAUAGAUUUCAGUGAAGGUACAAACUAAAGCUGUAGCAAUGAACAUCUUCAGGUUAACGGGAGACCUCUCUCACUUGGCUGCUAUCAUCAUUCUCCUCCUUAAAAUAUGGAAAACCAGGUCGUGUGCUGGUAUCUCUGGGAAGAGCCAGAUUCUAUUUGCUUUGGUCUUCACCACUCGCUACCUGGACCUGCUAACCUCCUUCAUCUCCUUCUACAACACCAUCAUGAAGCUGAUCUACAUUGGUUGUGCCUACGCUACAGUCUACCUGAUUUACAUGAAGUUCAAGGCCACUUACGAUGGUAACCAUGACAGCUUCCGGUUGGAGUUCCUGGUUGUUCCUGUAGGGGGCCUUGCCUGUCUGGUCAACCAUGACUUCUCUUUCCUGGAGAUCCUGUGGACGUUCUCCAUCUACCUGGAGUCUGUUGCCAUCCUGCCUCAGCUCUUCAUGAUCAGUAAGACAGGCGAGGCGGAGACCAUAACCACCCACUACCUGUUUUUCCUUGGUCUGUACCGGGCCCUGUACCUUUUCAACUGGAUCUGGCGCUUUUACUUCGAGGGUUUCUUUGACAUGAUUGCCAUUGUAGCUGGAGUGGUUCAGACCAUCCUUUACUGCGACUUCUUCUACCUUUAUGUCACCAAAGUGCUAAAAGGAAAGAAGCUGAGCCUGCCAGCGUAAGCCUUUCAAAUGGAGACUCCAUGUCUCCCAGCAGACUCAGGGCGUGUGGAGAUGACAUCACAGAAAUCCUCUAAACAAGCACAGGAUGCCUGAGAGACAGAGUGAAUCGAGGGGAAAAACACUAGUCUUCUUCAUGAGUAACCUUGAACUGGUAAAUGUCAAACCGCUCCAACUGAGCAAGACGUCAUCCCAGGUCUUCAUGCAGUCUUUGGAUAUGUGUUUAGCAUCUUGCCUUACUUUUUUCAUUAAGAUAGGAAAUGUUUCUUUUUCUUCUUCUUUGUUUUCUGUGUUAUAAUGGCUCAACAUACUUUGUAUUGUAUUGAAUUGGGUUGAACUUGGUAAUUAAAUGUACAAAUGUAAAGUAUUUUAAGCAGGAUUAGGUUAAUUGAAAGAAUACCAGUGCCCUUAAAAAGCUGAGAGAUGAGGCUGGAGAAAUGUAACCACUCUGAUAUCCAUCUAUAGAUGCAAGGACUGACUGUCCAUGAUAUCAACAUUAGUGUAAACCAUGUUUUGAAGCAGUAGAGUGUUUGUUUACAUUUCAUUUUUUAUAACAUUGGAGUGAAACAAGGUGAUAUUUUGGGGUUACAUUUUUUUGUAACUCCACCCACCCUCGGCCCAUAUUUGUUUUUACUAAUAAAUGUACCUUAGUUUUUCGUAGGUACUCUGCUUAACAUAUAUAAUUUUGCUCUCAUGCAAAGCUUGCUUUUCUUGGAUCCCUUUGCAAAACCUCUAUUGUUCUUCUGAAAUGUCAUGUUCAAUUUGCUUUUCAAGUGAGUCAAAUUUACUUAAUUUUCCAAAAACCAUCAGUCACUCAUCUUGGUGUUUUAUUUUGAAUAUGCAUGAAGUUCCAAUCUUAAUGGUAUAUCACCUUUUGCAUCAGAAACUGAAAUUAUUUUUUAUUGCUUUACACAGGGUCAUUCUUGGAUGGUUGUCAAACAUUUAGUUUUCCAUAUCACAAAAUGGCCUUUGCUUCCCUUUGGUUAAGGUUUUCACAGCAUUUGGAAUUUUUAGAAAAUGUUUGAAUUAUACUGGGAGGAGGAUCAAAUCUCUAGUGGCCCCAAUACAUGGCCAUAUUUUCUUUAGCUGUUGAUAGAUGCAGUAAUUUCUCAGUGACAGGUAAAAAUGCGUAGUUUAUUAAAGAUGGGGUUGUUGUCUUUAAUGUAGGACAGGCUUGAGGAGCAAUAGUUUUUUUAGUGUGGAUGCAUAUGAGUUAAAUGCUGAUGUAAAAAAAAAAAAUCUAAUGUUCCUGAUUAGGAGAUCCCUAUAGACUUCAUGUCUUUCCAGUAGUGUGUUUGUUUUACAUUGUAUGAAAUCCCAUGAUGCCACCUCACCUCCAAUAAAUUUUUUUAUACAAAACCUUUA
Esox lucius (northern pike) is the source of this 2178-nucleotide messenger RNA. It is a transcript of the gene kdelr2a, whose product is annotated as KDEL endoplasmic reticulum protein retention receptor 2a. The record is from RefSeq and is a predicted model, not a curated record. Gene Ontology annotation, molecular function: ER lumen protein retrieval receptor activity. The coding region runs from base 178 to 816 and encodes 212 amino acids. Gene Ontology annotation, biological process: protein retention in ER lumen; endoplasmic reticulum to Golgi vesicle-mediated transport. Lineage: Eukaryota; Metazoa; Chordata; Actinopteri; Esociformes; Esocidae. Gene Ontology annotation, cellular component: endoplasmic reticulum; membrane; cis-Golgi network. The transcript is spliced from 5 exons.